Messenger RNA from Octodon degus (degu), 1205 nucleotides. It is a transcript of the gene Spmap2, whose product is annotated as theg spermatid protein. Gene Ontology annotation, biological process: spermatogenesis. The transcript has 8 exons. Lineage: Eukaryota; Metazoa; Chordata; Mammalia; Rodentia; Octodontidae. The coding region runs from base 30 to 1100 and encodes 356 amino acids. The record is from RefSeq and is a predicted model, not a curated record.
AGGAGGCUGGUUGGGAGGGGGCACGGCACAUGGGAGAACGCAAGCAAAGUUUGCAUGGCACCCACCUUGUCCCUGAGGCCGGGAGCCGAUCAGAAGCAGGGGUGGAGAAUGGUGAGGAGAGCACUGCCUACCAGAGCCAGCAACUCCGAGAGCCAGGUGGGGUGACAUCAGGCCCUGGCGACCCAGAAGUGGCGCUUCCCCUGGAGGAGGUGGCCAGGGAGAAGCCCCUGAAGGCCCUGGAUGCAGACAAGGUGCUCUUAGAGCCCCAGGUGGCUCUGGACCACGACUUGGAGACAGACAUUUCCUUGAGCCGGCUGUCCAUCACUGAGCGGUACCCCGACACCCGCACAGCGAGGGGCAGGAGGCAUCGGCGACUGCAGGAGCUGGCAAAGCCCAAGACGGACUGGCAAGUAGUUAGGGACAGGACCAACUUACACUUCUGCCUCUAUUGGCCUUCCGUGUACUGGACAGAGCGCUUUCUCGAGGACACCACCCUGACUGUCACGGUGCCUGCCGUGUCCCACCGUGUGGAGGAGUUGGCGCGGCCCAGGAGGUUCUACCUAGAGUAUUUCAACAGCUGCAGGGCCUCUCCCAUCUGGCCUGUCCCUCGGACCAGCCUGGAGUACCGUGCGUCAGGCCGGCUGAAAGAGCUGGCUACCCCUAAGGUCCGCAAAAACAUCUGGAGCAUCAAGAUGUCAGAGGUAUCCCGGGUGUCUAGGGCAGCCCAGACAGCAGUCCCCAGCUCACGGAUCCUUCAGUUGGCCAAGCCCAGGGCUCCAGUCACACUUUUGGCAGAGUGGGACCUCAUGCCCAAACCCAAGGCCUAUGUGUCAGACUACGGCCGCCUCCUCCAGCUGGCCAUGCCUAAGACCCAGUCAGAAAAGUGUGUUCCUGACCGUAGUCCUCGCUGGGAGGUGCUGGACAUCACCAAGAAGGCUGUGGCCAGUCCACGGAUCAUCUCCUUGGCCCAGCCCAGAGUCCGCAAGGACCUCAAUGAGGAAUACAACCCCUACUACAUCUCCCCGGCCUCCCUGGUGGCUCAGGCAUCCCCACGCCUGUAUGAGCUUGCUACCCCCAAAAGCAUUACCAAGAAAGUGUGACCGGGUGCCUCACCUCCCAGCGCACUCCCAGUAAACACCCAAGUGCAUCCUGCCUGUGUACGUGUUUGCUCUGGGCUCUGAGGCCAGGGAGGGGCUGGGGGUAGC